UGGCCGAAACUUGAAAUUCUUGGAAAAAAAUCGAAGACGACCUUCUCUCUCUGUCUCUCUCACUCUUAUUAUCGAACAAAAAAAAAAGUUUAAAUUAAAGUAUAUUAAAAAAAUACGGAAAAAAUGAGCGGUCCAGUCGCGAUGUACACAUUAAAACCAAUAAUGUCCGAUAUUAAUUUAAAAAUAGAAAAAAAUGUGAUGUACGAAAUGAAUAAUAUUCACGAGAUUCAACAUAAAAUAAUUGCCAACGAUGACGUUGUCCACCAUUCAUCCAACGAGGACACAAUUGUCACAGAAAUUAAAGAGCAGGUUACAAAACUUUUAAAGGAAAAUUGUUCGGAAUUGAAUAUUUUGGAGGCGCGACAGGAGAAAAUUUUAUCUCAAUUGGCAGAAAUUAAGCAACAAGUCGCUAUCUUUCGCGAUGUAUUGAAACAAUCAAAUUCAAAUUCAAUAGUAAAAACAUCAACAGUUCAUACUGUUCACAAUCCAGUGACAGUUGACAUUAUUCUAAGUGCAAAUCCAAAAAACCCGCCAUUCUCAAUUUUAGCCUUGACGAAAAUUUGGAAGGAUUCCAUUUUUCAAAUUCAAUCACACACUCAUUCGUCUAUUAAUGAAAGUGUUCCGGAAUUUUCACUAAAUGAUAAUAAGGAAAAUAAGACGCAAAAAAAUUGCAUAAAUUUGAGAUUAAUAUGGAAAGAUGUUCCGGAUGUGAGAUUAAAUUGCGGCCUAACAAAAUGCCCAAUUGACGGCGAAGUGAAUUUUCUACGUUAUCUAUGUCGUGUUGUAAAAAGUCAUUCCUACGAAAAUUCAAAUUCAUCAAUUGAAGAAAUAACUCGAAUUGAUUCGAUUUUAGAUUUUUGUCAUUCAUCAAUGUUUGAAACGACGCGACAAGUGGAAAAAGCAAUUUUACGAUUAAAUGAACAUUUGACAAAAGGCCCAUGGCUUUUAAAUAAAAGUGAACCCUCAGUUAUUGACAUGGCCGUAUGGUCUCUCAUCAAACGGUUAAAUUUAAAAUUACAAUCACCAUCUCUUGCGAAAUGGUUUCAAGAGUGUGAAAAAAAGUUUGUCUAAAAUAUUAUUAUUAGCUAAAAAAGGAAAUGAAGACAAUUUUAAUUUGUACAUAUUUAUAUAUCUAUUAAUCUAAUUGCGACAAAUAGGGGUUUUUUUUAAAAAAAAAUUUUCUUUAAGAAGUGUAUAGAAAAUAAAAUAUUUUACAAUUUU
Molecule: messenger RNA, 1221 nt
Organism: Leptopilina heterotoma
Lineage: Eukaryota; Metazoa; Arthropoda; Insecta; Hymenoptera; Figitidae
Gene: AIMP2
Product: aminoacyl tRNA synthase complex-interacting multifunctional protein 2
Exons: 4
Coding region: 124-1071 (315 amino acids)
Cellular component (GO): aminoacyl-tRNA synthetase multienzyme complex
Source: RefSeq, a predicted model, not a curated record